Molecule: messenger RNA, 5873 nt
Organism: Phasianus colchicus (ring-necked pheasant)
Lineage: Eukaryota; Metazoa; Chordata; Aves; Galliformes; Phasianidae
Source: RefSeq, a predicted model, not a curated record
AGUGACUGCCCUCACAGUCAGACCUCAUGGGUCACAGAGCCUUGAGCCAGUGGGAGGAAGAAUAGGAUGGAGCAGAGGCAGCAAGUGCUGUGGUGCACUCUCGCUCACUGGUAGUGGGGAUAGUAGCAUUAUCAAGUUAUGACUGUUCUUUCUCCCUACUCUGAGCAUUGCAUGUGCCUUUGUUAUACUGUGCUCUGUACCCCACCAGAGAUGUGGGGAGAGCAGGGGCCACCUGUGCCUUCUGGGGGUGAAUGCAGUGCCAGAGCAGUUCUGGGCUGUCAGAGCCCUGUGGGACCCCAGUGAUGUUGUGGUGCCCACGCCUGGCUGUACCAGGAAGAGAGUUCCUAGGAGGGCAGCUGGGGGACCCUUGUGGAUGCGUUCUGCCCAGCUGUGGGCAGAGAGGGGACAGAGAUAGCUCUGGGUACGGCACUGGAGCCACAGCAGUUAGGCUCAUCCUGAGCACAGAUCCAGACCCAGGGAGCAAUCCUUCAUGCCCUCAGGCCAGUUGCCUCCCGUGUUUCACAACUACCUCUGACGAGGACCAGCAGGGGCCACGACUGCCACAGGGCUCCGGGACACAAGCGGGCUGAGGCAGGUCCUGCCAGCUGGGAAGUCCCCACACACCUGGGAGCUGCUCCCCCGCGGGAUUUGAGUGCUGUCUUCCUCUUUGCGUAAGUGCUGCUGCGGGGGCUGGGGCGGGACCGCUGUCCCCAUCUGUCUGUCUCUGCCACCGGGGACGCUGUGUCCUUUACAGACACCUCUGAACACCGACAUGUAUUUGUUUGCUGAAUUCUUGAACGUGCCCCGAGUUCUCGGUCUGCUCUGGUCAGCCCACCGCGGAGCUGCUUUGAAGUGAAAUGUUAAUGUUCAAAAUGUUCAUUAAAAAGAAAUGAUUAACAAGCACUUCCUUUUGGCUGCAGGGCCCUGGGGAAGGUGCUUAGCCCCGGAUGCACAGGAAGCGGUGCAGCCUGCACCCGUGGGGCAUAUGAUGACCGUGUCUGUCCCCCUGUGUUCCAAAUUGCCAAGCAUGGCUAUAUAUGCAGCAGCAGGGGAAGCAGGAGGCACUUCCCACAUCUGCAGCUUGCAGGCUCUGCGUGAAAUCUUGAUGUUGUUUGAAAUCAAAGCAGUUCAGGAGAAGGCCGGGGAAGGGCUUGCAAAGAAGCAGGCGCCGGACUCGACAAGGUCAGUCCCAAAAUGGGUUGAGAGGGACUGCAGGCAUGGGCUGCUCCCCCACCUCUACAUAUUGUUUCUUGUGACCCCAUUUUGGCGUCAGGGCUGCACAGACAGGGGAGAGGAGCCAUGCCUGGUGCAGAGCAGAGUUCCAUCACCCCUGGUGCCUGGGGUGACUGCUGUGAGCUGUCACCCACCACCUGCCAGCAGCUGCUUUGCGCUGACCUUUCCUAUGCCUCUUCUUCGUGCCCAGGUAUGAGCAAGAGCUCUGCAAAAUUCCAGCGGUGUUGGGACCAGUGUGCAGAGCCCAAGGUUCCUCGCCUUAUUUUGGGCUGUGUGGACAGAGCUGUCCUCAGCUGGGGUACCCCUUAUCUGUAUUUGAGCCCUGUCAUGGAGAGAGACUGGGAGUGGAGGAACAGAGGGGCUUGGGGAGCAAAAUGGGUCAUGAUCCCAGUGCUGCUGGGCUUAAGGUAGGUUGUGCUCUCUCUUCUUCUUAACAGCGGGAUGAAAACAACACACUGGCACUGUCCCUAGCUGGUGGACGUGCUGUGCCCAGGGCAGAGUGGGCUGGAAACCAGCUUUCUUAUCCUUGAGCCCCCACUGCUGCUUUUCCCUUGGCCAUGGGCUCUGCCCACCCAGGGUCCUGCUGGGGUGGCAGCAGGAGAGAGCCUUGGCCCUCACUCCCUUCCCUGCAUGAGGAGUGGGGCAGCCAAAACCAACAUGCCCAGCCCAGGCCUGCAAUCCCUCUGCACCUCCUCCGUCACUACAGCUCCAGCUGGUGGGCGCUGCCGGAGUGGUGCCGGUGCUGAGCAGACCCUGGGAGUGCAGCCAGCCUGGCCGGUGCGUCCCCAUGUGUAGCUGAACGAGACGAGCCUGAAUGCACGUCACAUUUUCCAGUGUUUUGGGGUGUUUAUGCUGUUAUGCUCAGCUCUCAGCAUGUCCCAGGCAGGGAUAAGGGGUGGGAGCGACAAUCGUGGCCGGAAUAAAGCACUUCCCAACCUCCAGAUGUUUGGCUGCGUGACGGGAGCGGCUGAGCGAGAGACACUCGUUAAAAAUCUGCUCUGGGUUUGGGGAUGUCUGGGUCACUAGGAGGGGACAGUGGGGCCCUGGUGCAAAGGAUAGGGCCAGACAGCAAAGACGGGGAAUUCUAGGGGAAGCCGUUCAUUUUGUGUUUAAACACUGAGGUUUUAUCCACUGUGCCAAUGAGGGAUGCCCAAGCCAUGCAUUGGGGGGAGCAGAGGAGUGGGCAGCACGUUACCAAGCAGCCACGCACACGUGUGCCUCAUGCAGUGUGUCCAUCACAGAGCUGUUGUGGCCCCAAGCACAAAGGAAGGUGAGGAGGCAUUGGAGAGGCCGGGAGUCUUUGUGUCUGGCUGCGUUUGGAAGCAAUUAAAAUGGGGUGGGAGUUUACAAUCUGGGUUAUAAAUGGCCGACUGUUAAAAAGUUUUUACGUCUGGAAAUGAGAACCAUGCAGUCCGGCCCCAUCUUGUCAGCAGAUGCUUAAUGGAGCUCCCAGGGGGGGGCACAGCGUGGGGAUCUGGGCUCCAGUGGGGACCACUGCGGGGUCCCAUGGGUGCUGUGCCACCACUGUGCUCCCUGUGAGGGGCUCAGGGCCAGCGUUGCAAUCACUCCACACGCACGGGGGCACUGGGGGGCUGCAGUGGUGCUCAGAUGGCUGCAGUUUGCUGGGAUUGCUGUGGUGCAUUGCAGUGCCAGCUGUUUCCAAUGGCUUAUCCAGCUGUGCAGCCGGGUGUGGGAGCUCCGUGGCUCCAGUGUAAUCCCUGUCUCUGCUCAGCCAUCCUGGGACAAGCAACCCCACGCGGGUUUGCAGCUGGAGCCAGGGCUUCGUGGGCCAGGAAGGGGGGAAUGGAGAGGGUUUAUCCACCCUUCCCCAUUCAAUUCCUUCCAGAUGUGGGGCUGCCUGGGGGUUCUGCCCAGCUGCGUCCUGGGGGCUCAGUGUGAGGGUCUGCAGCUUUGCCAGCACCCCACCCGUGCUCCCCUGCAGCCGGUUCUCCUGGAAAUGUGGCAUUUUUUCACUCUUUCUCCAAAUAUGGGGGUAAACGUUCAGCAUCACUCAUCCCCCUGUGCCAGAGGGGACAUAGAUCCUGUUACACAGGGAUGAAAGGGAUGGUGGUGACCCCCUGUCAGGCCCCUCCAGCUCUGCCUGGGGGUGCAUGAGUGGGUGCAGUGUGGGGUUUGUUCCUUUCCCCGUGCUUCCCGUGCUGCAGCCCACAGAGCAUCGGCAAUGCUGUAGGUAAGGUUAUGUCAGCCCUUUGUUACAAAUCCUGUUCUUCGGGGGAUUAGAGGCAUGCUGCAAGCCAGGGCUUGGCUCACGAAAAUCACAGGCCAGAAAUUUGGGGGCGAGGAAGCCGGGGCCAGGAGGAGGGGAGGCAGCUCUCAGUAAGAGGGGUUUCAGGAUCCUCCCGAUGGGCAGGAGGGAGCUGGAAUGCACUUCCCCAGCCAUGAGCAAUGAGCUCAGCUUUACUGCUGGUUCGCACAGGCUGUGCAGAGAUCUCCAGCUGUUGGGUGCCCCCUGCACCCCGAAUGUGCCAAAUCUUGGACCCGUAGGGCAGUCUGCUCUCCUGCAGACAAUGGGGACAAUGGCAGCAUGGACAUGACUGAGGGUGUCCACCACCGCACAGAAGUCUGUUUUCACCCCCAAAAUCUGUCUCCCUCCGUUUCAGGGUUGCCAAUGACCCAAACAUCAUUUAUUGUGCAGCACUGGGAUGGCACCAUGGCACAAUGUGCCCCACGCAGCUCUUUCCUUAGGCAUCUCACCAGAGAGAAACCCCAGCAAACAAUUCAUCACGCUCUGAGCAGACCCAAUCUAUCAGGGCUUUAAUCUCACAUUAGCCGUUAAUCUUGCUUUCCCCCGGCCUGCAGCCAAAGCAAACUUCCCUCAGUCCCGCACAGACCAGAGGGUUCUGUUCUGGACAUGGGGCUCGGAUGGAGUGGGGCUGAGCACAGCUGCACAUGUGCACAAACACUGCAAGCACGCGUGCAUACAACACGUUGCACGCACAUGCGUGUGCGCGCACAGAGCCGUGCACACCUGGUGCACACCAGCACAUGCAAAGCACCUAGCGGGCACAGGGCUGGGCAGUAAUCCAUCCCCAGGGCUGUUCAGGGGCUGUAGGCAGACUGGGGGGUGUGAGAAGUCUUGGGGAGGUGUGGAGAGACGGGGAGGAUGGAGAUUGAUUGGGUGAGGCGAGAAGUAUUGGGGAGAUGCGGACAGCUGGAGGAUGACAGGGAUGUGGGGGGGAUGUGGGAAGCUUUGGGGGAUGUGGGAAGCUUUGGGGGGAUGUGGGUAGUUUGGGGGGAUCCACACAUGAGGGAGGUGUGGGCAGACUGGGGCUGAGUGGGCUGAUUAAUCCAUUGUGGAGAGUUAUAGGGGGGAUGCAGGGAUUAGGGAGAUGCAGGUGGUUUGGGAGGGACCUAAUUUGGGGGGAGAUGGGGGCAGUUUGGGGGCACGUGGGAAGUUUUGAGAGGUUCUGGAAGUUUGGGGAGGUGCUGCAAGUUUUGGAAAUGAUUGAGGUUUUCUGGAAUGAUGGAAGUUUUGGGGGAACGAUGGAAGAUUUGGGGACAAUGGAGGGGUGCCCGUACCCCUCAGCCUCCGCCUGCACUUCCCCCCGGGGCCGUCCCGGUGCUCGGCCCCACAGGUGAGAGGAGCGCGGAGCUCCGCCGGCAGCGGGGCCGGGGCGGGGGCGGAGCGGGUGAGCCCGGCCAUAAAACGGCGGCGCGGGGCCGGAGCCCGAUUGAGCGGCUGCGGGGCGGGAGAGCGGCGGUGCCGGUACCGGCGGAGCGGACGGAGCGGCGGUGCCGGUGCCCCUCGGUGCGUUUCCACCACCUGCUCCUCCUUAGCACCAUCCCCCGGUGCCCCCCGCUCGCCGCGAUGCCCAAUUUCUCCGGGAAUUGGAAGAUGAAGAGCUCCGAGAACUUCGAAGAGCUGCUGAAGGCGUUGGGCGUUAACAUGAUGCUGCGGAAGAUCGCGGUGGCUGCAGCCUCGAAGCCAGCAGUGGAGAUCAAGCAGGACGGCGAGAGCUUCUACAUCAAGACCUCGACCACCGUGCGCACCACUGAGAUCAGCUUCAGGAUCGGGGAGGAGUUCGAGGAGCAAACGGUGGACGGGCGGCCCUGCAAGAGCUUGGCCAAGUGGGAGAGUGAGAACAAGAUGGUGUGUGAGCAGCGGCUGCUGAAGGGCGAGGGGCCCCGGACGGGCUGGUCCCGAGAGCUGACCAAUGAUGGGGAGCUCAUCCUGACCAUGACAGCUGAUGAUGUUGUCUGCACCAGAGUGUACAUCCGGGAGUGACACCACCAACGAUCGCCCCACAACGGCUCCAGCCCCCCCUGCCCCACUCCAUGCCCUUCCCAUGGCCCUGUGUCCCCCUGCCCCGUGUCCCCCCCCUCCUGGUGGCUGUGGGGGUGCACUGAGCAGCAGGAUGUUGGGGAGCGCCCUAUCCUUUGGGUUUGAUGUUUUUCGUUUGUGUUUUUUUUUUUUUUUAUAACUGUUUUUGGUUCACUUUGACCUCACACCCGGUGCUGCACCCUCGCCCUCCCCUGCAGCUCUGCUCUCUCUGCUCCCUCCCCGGUAUUUAUUUGUGAAUAGUUAAAUGGAAUGGAAACACUCAACAGCUCCAGUCUGGCGGUGCCGUGCAGCUCCGACCCCUGGGAACGUCUCCUCACCCUUCUUCCCCUCUCCUGUU